GCCCGCAAUUGCCUUCGAGCCAAAGAUGUGGGACAGGCGCAUAUGCGAAGGGGCUAAAAAGUAUGCUUGACGCAUCCGAGCAGGCCAAUCUGUUGCACAGCUUCGCGGGAAAACCCUGGUAUGCUUUUGGUCGAAGCAAAAGCCAUCUCUUUGAUCACCACCAAGCGAAGUGUAUACUCUACAUAUUCUGCACAUUGUUCGCCUUGAGCUUCACAACUUCCCUCCCCAACCAAGAAGGAAUCCUCUAUCCUGAACGCUAUCCAUGAUCGACUCCUGCAGUAUGGGCGUAGAGAAGCUCGUUAUCAAGCCGGGCAACGGUAUAGACUACCCGAAGAAACACGAUGAAGUCUCUAUGGAAUACACUGGUUGGUUGUUCGACGAUGAUGCUCCAGACCACAAAGGUGGACAAUUCGAUACUUCUGUAGGUCGGGGUGACCUGAUUACUCCCAUCGGCGCAGGCCGAGUUAUCAAAGGGUGGGACGAAGGCAUUCUGGGCUCCGCAGAAGCGUCACCCAUGACGCUGGGAGAAAAGGCAACUUUGAUCAUAACACCUGAUUAUGCAUAUGGUCCUCGUGGAUUUCCUGGACAUAUCCCCGCGAAUGCCAAAUUGAUCUUUGACGUCGAGCUGAAAGCCAUCAACGGAAAGAAAGCAUAAAGCGCUUCGCCUUUGGUAUGCACCAUUGCGCAGCUGCUGAACAUGUUCGUCCACAUAUACCCCGUUACUACCCGACCUUCGAGGCGCUAGUAUUUCAUAAUUGAGGUCAGCACAUGUGUGAACAGGAAAUGUCCACCUGCACCGAAGAUCAGCGCAUGUGCUGCGCCAAUCACUCCAGAUCCUUAAUGAUCCUUCGCAUGCUUGCAGACGCAAAAGCUUUUUGGUUUCUCUACCCUUU
This is a messenger RNA of Alternaria alternata, 893 nucleotides long. Its product is annotated as peptidyl-prolyl cis-trans isomerase. The coding region runs from base 263 to 655 and encodes 130 amino acids. NCBI's taxonomy places the organism in Eukaryota, Fungi, Ascomycota, Dothideomycetes, Pleosporales, Pleosporaceae. The transcript has 8 exons. The record is from RefSeq and is a predicted model, not a curated record. Gene Ontology annotation, molecular function: peptidyl-prolyl cis-trans isomerase activity.